Messenger RNA from Rattus rattus (black rat), 903 nucleotides. Its product is annotated as F-actin-capping protein subunit alpha-1-like. Gene Ontology annotation, cellular component: F-actin capping protein complex; actin cortical patch. The record is from RefSeq and is a predicted model, not a curated record. The coding region runs from base 1 to 903 and encodes 300 amino acids. Gene Ontology annotation, biological process: barbed-end actin filament capping; actin cytoskeleton organization. NCBI's taxonomy places the organism in Eukaryota, Metazoa, Chordata, Mammalia, Rodentia, Muridae. The transcript has a single exon. Gene Ontology annotation, molecular function: actin filament binding.
AUGGCCAACCGCAAAGGUAGAGCAUCUGAUGAGAAGAAGGUAUACCUAGCUUCAAAAUUCAUCACCCAAGCACCUCCAGGGGAGUUUAAGGAAGUAUUCUGUGAUAUUCGGUUGCUGGUUAACAAUGAUGAUCUCCUCAGGAAAAGGAUGGGACAAGCAAUUGCUCAAUAUAACAUGGAUCAGUUCAUACCCGUGAAGGUAGAAGGGUAUGAAGAUCAUGUUUUAGUUACAGAGCACGGGUACCUAGGUAACAACCGAUUUUUAGAUCCAAGAAACAGAAUUUCUUUUAAGUUUGAUCACUUAACAAAAAUAGCACGUGAUCCGCAGCUACGGCUUACAGAACAAAAUUUAACAUAUUUACGAGAUUCCUGUGAUAGGGCUUUAAGAGCCUAUAUGAAACAGAAUUAUUCUACUGGCUUUAGUACUGUUUACGGUAAAAUUAUAAAUGGGAAAAAGACCAUUAUUGCAUGUAUUGAAAGCCACCAGUUUCAGCCCCAGAAAUUCUGGAAUGGAUGCUGGAGAUCACAGUGGAAGUUAACCAUCACACCACCUACAGCACAGGUAAUUGGAAUGCUCAAGUCUCAAGUUCAUUAUUAUGAAAAUGGAAAUAUUCAGCUAGUUGUCCAUAAAGAUAUACAAGAGUCAUUAACUGUUUUCAGUGAAGAUCAAACUGCGAAGGUGUUUAUUAAGGUCAUCGAAAAGGUAGAAAACGGGUAUCAGGCAGCAUUUAAUGAAAACUACCGCACAAUAUCACAUACAACAUUUAAAGCCUUGCGCAGACAGCUUCCAAUUACCUACCACAAAGUCGACUGGAACAAAAUACUUAACUACAAGAUCUCUAAAGAACUCAAGAUAAGAUCUGCAAAGACGCCAAGUUUAAACAUGUUUAAUAGCCCAUUAUAG